Messenger RNA from Pocillopora damicornis (cauliflower coral), 1681 nucleotides. RefSeq names its product transcription initiation factor TFIID subunit 7. Gene Ontology annotation, cellular component: transcription factor TFIID complex. NCBI's taxonomy places the organism in Eukaryota, Metazoa, Cnidaria, Anthozoa, Scleractinia, Pocilloporidae. The record is from RefSeq and is a predicted model, not a curated record. Gene Ontology annotation, molecular function: RNA polymerase II general transcription initiation factor activity. Gene Ontology annotation, biological process: transcription initiation at RNA polymerase II promoter; RNA polymerase II preinitiation complex assembly.
UUCCCAGACCUGAGUAAUGGCGGACUGACCAUCAUGUCUCAGGUGCCUUCGAAGUCACGGAGUGACGGAAGCGAAUUAGAAAACCAGGUUAUUUUACGUGUUCCUCAGGCAUAUGCCUCUCCUCUGCGUCUUGCAAUCCAAAACGGUACACUGAAGGAUAGACUUUCAAUUGAACUUCAAGCUGACUUCAGGCAUGCAACAGUGAGAUUUGAUGGGGCAGCCCUAUCAGCUAAGUUAGUAGAUCUGCCAUGUGUGAUAGAAUCCCACAAGACAGUGGACAAUAGGAGCUUUUACAAGACAGCAGAUAUCUGUCAGAUGUUAGUUUGCUGUGAGGAUGAUAACCAAACGGAUGAUGAAGAUAUUUCUCCUAAGAAGGAGUCCAAGAGAUUUAUUUGGAAUCAUGGAAUUACUGGUCCACUGAAGAAUGUACGCAAACGACGAUUUCGAAAAACUGCUAAGAAAAAGAUUGUGGAGUCACCAGAAGUUGAAAAGGAGGUCAAGCGUUUGUUGAGGACUGAUUUGAGUGCCUCUCAUGUGAGUUUUGAGGUCUUACAAGAUGAAGAGAAACAAGAUGAAAGUCUUGUAUCAGAUGCUGAAUUACUGAACACCUCAAUGCCUUCACCUCUAUCUUUAACACAAACUGAGGAGCAAGAUGGAGGUAGUGAAGACGAGGACAGGAAUGAACUGUUUGCCAUUCUCCAAGAAGCAAGUAGUGAUGAAGAGCCAGAAGGUGAUGAGGAUGCUGCUGAUACACAGGAAGAUGAUGCAGAUGAUUUAAAUGUUAAUGUAGACAUUGAAGAUGAUACAAAUGAAUUAAAUGUAGGUAAAGACAAUUCUAAGUCUGAGAUACAUUCUGCAAGAGAGAAGCUUAAUGAGAUCAGGGCAACUAUAACAGAGCAGGAAACUAGGGUGAAAGAAGCCUCUAACUUAUUUCUCAAGCUACGAUUUGAGAAAGUUCUUGAAGAACUUAAGUCAAAGGAAAAGGAUCAAGAGCAGGAGCUUCUUAGAUUGGAGAGCCAAGUUUAGGAUUUUGGUCAAUGUCAGGCUGUAAAGGAGUUAGAUUUUCAUGUCAUCUUUGUGAAGUCUACAGUAUACAGUCCAUAACAACCUUGUCAACUACACUUUAUGAAUCCAAAGGACCUCUCACUGGUGGGGAUUUAUUAUGGAAAAUGACUGAAUGAUGUACAGUAACUUGGAAAAGGAUACAGGAGCAGUUCAAGUAGACAAUCUAAGCCAAAACAUCCUCUCUGAUAAUGGUGGCCCAUCAGCUUCAUUUGCAUGACACUCACUUAUCAUUAGAUUUCUUACUAUUUUUUCAAUGUGGAUUAAGCCUUUCAGUUCCCAGCUCCCCAAGUAAGCAAUGGUUUUGUUCUGAAAGUCUUCAGUGACUGUUUGGUAGGUUUUCUGCGAGAUGUACUGUCCAGAAAAACAGCAUUUCCUUUACCAUCAGGUGUGAUUAAUAGAAUAGAUGGAUGUGUUGCCUGCUUUCAGAGACUCUUUUCCUUCUUGAUCAAAAAUUAUCUUGUUUGAGCUCAAACUGAAAAGGGAAUAUGCUAAUGAAUACCAGGCUCUAAAUUAAAGGCUAUCAAAUCAAUAAAAGCAACGAUACAUCCUUUAAAGAGUAUCUCUGUGUUCCUUAGACAAAAACUUUAUACUUAAAAUUAAAAACUGAAUUACGUGA